Molecule: messenger RNA, 1894 nt
Organism: Cuscuta campestris
Lineage: Eukaryota; Viridiplantae; Streptophyta; Magnoliopsida; Solanales; Convolvulaceae
Source: the annotation of a GenBank genome assembly
GUAUUUCAUUUCUUUUAUACGGAGGAGUAUAAAGGAAGUAAACGGCUCGUGACCAACCAACCAACCACAAGAUGGAGCACAACCACAGCAGUUCACCGCAUCAACCAGAUCCGCUAAUUCCACCACCGCCAACCGCCCACCCUCACCAACACGCCGCCGCGAGUGCCUGCGCGAACUGCGGCGGUCCCACCUCUUACCCAUCUCCACCUCCCUCCUGUAACCCUUCCUACAUCCCCAUUCGUGCUCCGGCCGUGAACCUCCCCCCCGCGAACACUAAGGAAACCAUCAUCCGUACGCCGGUCCCGCAGUCUCAACAGGUGCUCCCCCUCCCCCCGCCCUACCAAUUUCAAGCUCCGACAAAGAGAAUCCAGUCUCAGAUCGACAUCGAUCGCUUUCAUUCCUCCGACGCUUGCCAGAAUUUCCUCGGCUUCCUGGUCUCCCUCUCCGAGUCUAUUCGCUCCCACAAGCUAUCCGAUCCAUGCCACGUGUCUUCCGAGGUCUCGGCUCUAGUUUUGGUCAUCCAAAACUUGAUUUCAUACGCGGAUGAGAUCCCUCCGGCGCCUCAAUCCUCUCGAUACGGGAACGUAGCUUAUCGGACCUGGCAUGAGAGGAUGUGUUCGGGCGCUGAAGCUUUCAUGAUUCAAUUCCUUCCUGAGGAGCUCCGUUGGGCCACAGUCGAGCUCGUUCCUUACUUCACUGAUAGUUUCGGAAACGCCAUUCGAAUAGACUAUGGAACUGGUCAUGAAACAAAUUUUGCAGCCUGGUUGUAUUGUUUAGCAAGACUAGGAAUUGUGAAAGAAAAUGAUUAUCAAGCUCUUGUGGCCAGGGUUUUUGUAAAAUACUUGGAGCUGAUGAGGAAAUUGCAAAUGACAUAUAAUCUUGAACCAGCUGGUUCCCAUGGGGUAUGGGGACUGGAUGAUUAUCACUUUUUGCCUUUUAUAUUCGGGUCCUCACAGUUGAUUGAUCACAAGUACAUGAAGCCAAAAUCAAUCCAUAACCAAGAUAUUUUGGAGAACUUUUCAAAUGAGUACAUGUAUCUCUCAUGCAUCGCCUUUAUAAAGAAGGUGAAGAAAGGGUUAUUUGCAGAACAUUCUCCUAUGUUGGAUGAUAUCAGUGGGGUGCCGAACUGGAAUAAGGUUAAUAGCGGUUUGCUUAAGAUGUAUAAAAUUGAAGUCUUGCAGAAGGUUCCUAUCAUGCAGCACUUUCUUUUCGGUUCCAUUAUCAGAUGGGAAUGAGAAGAAGGAAUGUUAUAGUCCACCUGGAAAUUCGUUUAACUUGAAGCACCAGCUACUAUUUAUAUAUGGAGUACUAGUCUAUAAAUGAGAUUUUCUUGCCUUUAUGGAGUGCAAUCAAGGACCCCCACGUCUUCCUUUGCAUGCUUAUUUUGUACUGAGAUUGUAGACGCAGAACUGCAGAUGUGUGCUCUGCAUGACUUCUUGUAUUAGCAUUUGCUCCCCUUGUCCUACCUUACUAAUACUAUCAUUAACUAUCAAAAUAACUCUUUUUUUUUACUGUAAUACUCCGUAAGUAAGUAAAUACAGACACAAGAAAAAGGUGAAGCACCACAAGUCCACACCGCCAGACUAAAAGGUACCGAUACACUACUGAUAUAAAGUUGUGGUGGCUGAGCAAUAUAUAAUGUGGUCAACGAGGUUCAUUCUAUUGACCUUCUGGCUACUAGUCCUCUCACUAAGAUUUUUGCCAUGGACAUUUCCCAUAAAACUUUUUUCUUCGUUGUUAAAAGAUACUCCUAAGCUAUAUUUCUUGACAGGGGAGUAUUUUUGAUGCACACAAACACCCUACCUAACCAAUAUUUUAGUAUAAUGGUUAUUCUUAUACCAUCCGUCGUUGACAUGUACUCAUUUUUUUCUUCAUGUGAUGCUAUAUGUUGGAA